AGAAUUUCGAAGAAAGACAGCGAAGGAAGGCAUGGCCGCCCACGCUCAUCAACGUCGCUCCUCCUGCCACGGCUGAUCCUCCCACAAUCAGGUGAAGCGGAGGACAUGGUCUCGGCGACAAGGCCAGCGGAGUCAUUGGAGUAUCGCUCCGAGUCGGAGGCUGAAGGAGAUGCCGAAGGCGGCACUGGCGACAAGGAUGCGUCGCCUCAGGAGGCUGACAUGUGGGGCUUUCUGGUGUUGCGGAUUGGCUGUGUGACCUUUUGGCUGACGGAUUACCCUAUGAGGCAUUUUCUUCUCAUUAUCGGCCUUGUCCUGAUCUAUGCAGUCUACUGGUAG
Messenger RNA from Vitrella brassicaformis, 336 nucleotides. The record is from the annotation of a GenBank genome assembly. NCBI's taxonomy places the organism in Eukaryota, Vitrellaceae.